CAGUGAACACUGAAGCGUUUUACUAUGUGAACUGGAAAAUCAAAGCGAGAGGUGAGAAUGAGCGCGUCGGGUACAGAGGAGGAGAGGCCAGAGCUUGUGUGCCAGCUUGAACACGUUCAAGGCCUUGUUGACGCCCUCUCCGCCGUUCGAUGGAAGCGCCACCAGGACGCCGUCUUGGAGUUAUCCGAACACGGCAUUGUCCUCGUCGUUCAAGAAAGCGGUUGCCUCCAAGCCAAGCUUUAUCUCAAACGCGAGCUGUUCGUUCGCUAUGAUUAUAACGCUCAAGUACGACCUCGUUUUGGACUUAGUUUGGGGAUUUUUGUGGAAUGCUUGAAUGCUUUCUCGGUUCCUGCUCACUCCACCCCCAUUCAGAUUCAAUAUCCAGGUCCUGAUAUGCAGCUUCUCCUCAAAUCUGUAGAUUCGAUGGAUGCAAGCAUUUGUGCAGAGAUCAGAACAAGAAUUCCCGAAACAAUUGCAUGGGACUACAAUUUUGAACCAGCUGGGACAAAUCCCUUAACCUUUACCGUUAAGUCUGCAGCUCUAAAGGAAGCUAUUGAAGAUCUUGAAUGGCCCGGGUCAAGCAUCCAUGUUAUUUUAGAGCCAGAUCCUCCUUCUGUUACAUUAAGAGCCGAAGGACAUGGAGACUUGCAGAUAGACUUCCUGUAUUAUGCAAAUUCUGAUCUAUUAGUGGCAUUUCAGUGUGAUCAUCGAGUUUCAGUGAAGUAUAAAUAUAAGUUCUUGAAAGCAACAACUUCUAAUAUGCCUAGCAGUGUGAUUAAAGAAAAUAGAGGAAGCAAGUUAAGCAUAGGGAGGGGUGGAAUGUUGAAAGUUCAGCAUUUGGUUUCAAUUGCCAAACCAUUAGCCUCACAUUCCUAUGUUGAUUCUAUAGGCUAUCAGCAACCAAGUCGAGUAGCUCAUAUUGAAUUUUUCGUCAAACCAGAGGAAAGUGACGACUCAACUAAUGAUUAAUUGACUAUUUACCAAGAAAAUGUUCCUGAUAAUCUAAAAAAGGAAGAAAAAAAUGUUCCAUAACUUUUCAAAAUUAAAUCUGAAAAGUGAAAUGAUUGUUAAGCAGGAUGAUUUUAAUGAUUUUGUUGUACAUACUCUAGAUGAUUAGUUUGUAGCCAUGUUGGUGUGUAGAACUAGAUUUUGAGACAGUGAAACUAAGGGAAUGAUUGGUUUAUGAAAA
This is a messenger RNA of Arachis duranensis, 1189 nucleotides long. RefSeq lists its product as uncharacterized. The record is from RefSeq and is a predicted model, not a curated record. Gene Ontology annotation, cellular component: checkpoint clamp complex. NCBI's taxonomy places the organism in Eukaryota, Viridiplantae, Streptophyta, Magnoliopsida, Fabales, Fabaceae. The transcript is spliced from 6 exons. The coding region runs from base 58 to 969 and encodes 303 amino acids. Gene Ontology annotation, biological process: DNA repair; DNA damage checkpoint signaling.